Molecule: messenger RNA, 1350 nt
Organism: Plenodomus lingam JN3
Lineage: Eukaryota; Fungi; Ascomycota; Dothideomycetes; Pleosporales; Leptosphaeriaceae
Biological process (GO): glycoside catabolic process; oligosaccharide metabolic process
Cellular component (GO): cytoplasm
Molecular function (GO): alpha-galactosidase activity
Source: RefSeq, a predicted model, not a curated record
AUGGCCACUGUACCUUUUCUCCUUGGCUUAGCAUUCUCUGCCCGUGUUCAAGCGCUAGUCUCCAAAGAUGGCGUAACUGGCCGAUUACCCGCGAUGGGUUGGAACAGUUGGAACGAGUAUGAGUGUAACAUCAACGAGACUGUUUUCCUGGACGUGGGAAAACUUCUCGUGUCCCUGGGGCUCAAAGAUCUUGGAUAUACCUAUGUCAACAUUGACGAUUGCUGGAGCGACAGAGACAAGCGUCGGGAUAAUGUGACUGGGAAAAUUGUACCCGACUACAAAAAGUUUCCACAGGGAAUCAAACAUACCGCGGACGAGAUCCACAAGCUUGGGCUUCAGCUUGGUAUAUAUAGUGAUGCGGGUACCUCGACGUGCGGCGGAUAUGUUGGAUCUCUGGGACAUGAAGAGUUGGAUGCCCAAACAUGGGCUGAAUGGGGUGUCGAUUACUUGAAGUACGAUAACUGCGCUGUACCAGAUGAGUGGGAUGAUGAAUACCGUUGGUGGCCUGAGAACUGGCUUGGAGGCCCUCCCAAUGAAGAUCAAACUGCUGGAGGUGACGGCGAAGCCCGACCCGUACCUGCGCCAGCUGGUUAUGACUGGACCACAUCGAAGAGUUUUGACCGCUACAAGAUGAUGAGCGAUGCACUACUUGCUAUCAAUCGCACAAUCGAAUACUCGCAAUGCGCAUGGGGUCACGCUCAUAUUGAACAAUGGGGCAAUAGUACUGGCCACAGUUGGCGGAUGUGGGGGGACAUCUACCCGGAGUGGAGUGGCAAAUGGCAGUGGUCAUGGGGACUGAUGCCUAUUCUCAAUCAUGCGUCUUUCUUCUACAACAGUAGCAACUUCUGGGGCCACGCCGACUGGGACAUGCUCGAGGUCGGCAACGGAAACUUGACCUUGGAGGAAAGCCGAUCCCAUUUUGCGCUAUGGGCUGCACUCAAGUCGCCUCUCAUCAUCGGAACCCCGCUCGAUGGCAUCAAACCGGAGAUCCUCAAGAUCCUCAGUAACCCAGAGCUCAUCGCAUUCAAUCAAGACCCGGUGUUUGGAGCACCCGCCAAACCGUACAAGUGGGGCGUCAACGCUGACAACACAUGGAACCAGACACAUCCUGCUGAAUUCUGGAGUGGAGAAUCAUCAAAAGGGACGCAUGUCUUUGCUCUGAAUACGUUGGACACAACUCAAACUAAGAUUAUUGAUUUUGCAGAAGUUCCAGGGCUCGAUGGUAGGACAAAAUAUACCGUAUACGACUCGUGGACUGGAAGGAAGCGAGGGGAUUUUGUCCGGUCGUAUAGGGCACGCGUUGGACGACAUGAUACAAUGGCGAUUCGCAUCGUGAAAAACGAACGAUGA